This is a messenger RNA of Wasmannia auropunctata (little fire ant), 1860 nucleotides long. RefSeq names its product acylglycerol kinase, mitochondrial (gene Mulk). Gene Ontology annotation, cellular component: TIM22 mitochondrial import inner membrane insertion complex; mitochondrion. Lineage: Eukaryota; Metazoa; Arthropoda; Insecta; Hymenoptera; Formicidae. The coding region runs from base 268 to 1575 and encodes 435 amino acids. The transcript has 8 exons. Gene Ontology annotation, biological process: ceramide biosynthetic process; protein insertion into mitochondrial inner membrane. Gene Ontology annotation, molecular function: acylglycerol kinase activity; ATP-dependent diacylglycerol kinase activity; ceramide kinase activity. The record is from RefSeq and is a predicted model, not a curated record.
CUGGGCGAACACGCGACUCGACGCAAAAUUCGAAACAACUGUGCGCGAGUCGGUGAGAGCGGCUGUAAUUUUUCUACUUCUUAUAUAUGGAAUGGAAACGAAGUGAAAUUGAGGAAUUAUAUAUUUUUACAUAACGUAAAAUUUAGGAAUUCAAGGAAUUAGAAUAGAUCGCGAGAGGAGAGGGAUAGAGUAGAGAUAAAGACGAAUGUCCGAGUGACAGCGAGAGAGCGGCUGCUGAACUCCGAAUGGUGUUGUGAAGAAUUUUAAAUGACGAUGGCUAAGGUGUUGAAUUUGCUGAAGACGAUACGGAAUAACUGGAAGAAAUCCGUGGCGGGAGCCGCGGCCCUCUCGUACGGCGUAUCGUACGGCAAGCAGGCGUACGAUACGGAGCAACUAAUGCGCCAGAGCUGCGAAGAUAUAGCCAAAUACGGAGACGCCUCCUGCCCUACGAACAUCAAGCCCCGUCAUGUGACUGUCAUUUUGAAUCCGGCCGCCAAGAAAAGAAAGGCUAAGAAAUUAUUCCAGAAGUACUGCGAGCCUCUGUUGCACCUGGCCGGCAUCUCGGUGACUGUCAUCGACACGCAAUCGGGAAGCCACGCGCGUAACACAAUAACGAAUCUGGAAACACCUACGGACGCUAUUAUCGUAGCGGGCGGGGACGGCACCCUGUCGGACGUGAUAACCGGCCUGAUGAGGAAGUACGAGCGCAAUCUUCACUCGGUCAGACAAUGUCCCAUCGGUGUUUUGCCGCUGGGCAACACGAACACGAUCGCGAGUGUAUUUUAUCGAGGGUACGAGGAUUUGAUCGACGUACACCGCAUGAUCGACGCGACGAUGGCAGUCGUUAAGAACAAUCUCAAAUCAAUAGACGCCAUCGAGAUCAAACAGCUGAGCAGCAAUCCAGAAAAUCCCACCAAACCGGUUUAUGCUGUCGGAGGCAUAGAAUGGGGAGCUUGGAGCGACACGUACGCACGCCUUGACAAAUAUUGGUAUUGGGGUCCCUUACGCAAGUAUGCGGCUUACGUGUUCAGCGGUUACAAGUCGAACUUGAACUGGAAGUGCAACGCACUAAUGAAAUAUACAAAUCCUUGCAAAGGAUGUUCGUGUUGCUAUUCCAAAGAUUUGUCUUACCAUCAGUCUACGAAUUCGAACAGGAGAUGGUGGCAUGCAUUUCUGCCAAGAAAACAGACGUUUGUUUCUGACAAUCAUGUCGAUUAUAGUAAAGUAGUGAAUGAAGAUUGUGGCGCAUUUCAUGAGAUGCCUAUUUCAACAACCGAACUGUGCAUAAAGACCGAAAAUGUAUCAGUUCAAUCAGCGCCUUCGUUAAAAGUAACUCUAGGUCCAGAAAAUAUUAGUUAUACCGCAUUUGUUGAGAAAGGAUGGAAACAAGAAAAGGAUAAAGAACCGCGAACGAAUUCAAUAUUAGACGCAAAGGAUAUUGAAUUGUAUCCUGAAACGACGAAUUCAAACGAAGAUCGGAUGUUUUACAUUGAUCACGAAGAGUACGAAUUGAAGCCUAUUCAAAUAAGAUUACUCCCACAGUCUGUAACAAUUUUCUGUCCCGAGUCAAGCUAAUAAUACUUUAAAACAAUUCAAAUUCUAUUUUACAGCAUUUAACGCUCAUAUCACAGUGAUUUUUAGAUUACCUAAAAACGGGUAGAUGGACGAUAAAACAAACGUUGUUGAGUCAAAUGUUAUGUAAAAAAAUUAUUUAAUAUAUCUUUUCUAUAAAAAAAUAAUUUAUUGUCGGGUACAAAAAAUACUUCAACUAUAUAACGGUCGUUAAUAUUUAUAUAAUACAUUCAUUGCGCUAAUGUAAUGCAUGCUUAUACUUGUCAAAUAUAGUGCUUAUAAAAAUUU